AUGAUCCCUGUCGCAUCGUCACUCGCUCAUUCGAUUGGUACGACACACCGUCGUCGUUUUGACCUACCCCAAAUGUGUGUGUGUCUCUCUCUCUCUCUCUGCAUCUCUCGGAAGGGACCAAGAAAGGAUACGGUGUGUUGAGAAUGAAUUUCAGGGCGCAAACUUGCUCAUUUUCAGGUAUCGCUCAAGGAUAUGUCGCUGUGUAUCGAUUGGAAUGGAUGGUCGGCGCAGCGACGAGAAGAUUGGAGACUCGGCAACAACGAAGUCAGGUACGUAGUUCAACUAGACCAUCUUGAGUGGUUUCAAGUUACGUUCUAUUACAUAAAUCCAAAAGAGAUGUGCAAUUUCAGAGAACUUGCGAAGGAAACAACACAUUAAUUGUUGGGCAGUCGGAUCGUUUCCACAGAAACAAAGAUAUGAAGUCUAAUCGGUAGGUCACACAUGACUAUUAUGAGGCUGAUUGAUUGUCCCUGGUCCCACCUCCGUAUGUAAACUCCCUAACCUCCAGCAUUAUUCAUCAGUUCGUCUGAUUCAGAUUCAGUUCUCUUUCAACUUUUCAGACCCCAAUCAAUCGAUCAGCACGCGGAUGUGGGGAAGUUGGACGGAUCGAUCGUAAAAUAUGUUCCAGGUGGUCCGGAUUAUUCGUCCUGCUGGACCUUAAGGUACAAUGUUGUUCGGUUAUUUUGUUUGCCAAAAAUCACCGUAAAAGCGUGAAGGCAUUUGAAAUGUACCCUCAUCUUGCUAAAUACUUUUGUCCACGAAGUCUGUGUGUACUGAAGAAGAGUGGACAACAGAGUAACAAUGGAUUUCAGACAAAAAAUCAACAUAUUCGAUAGAAGGAUCGCUCUGCUGAAGCCGUUUGCAGAGAAGUGAGCUUGCCUGCUCGGUAGUUCAACAAUUACCAUUCUUUUCCUGUUUUGUUGCCCAAAAAUCACCGUAAAAGCGUGAGAGCGUUUCUGUUCAGGUUGUAAUUUCGCUCAUGUUCAAAUUAAUCAAGUUUUCUCCGGGAAACUUCUCAUCGGAUGUUGUAUCAACUCUUCAUGAAGCUUCAGAUAUGCAUAA
This is a messenger RNA of Caenorhabditis sp. 36 PRJEB53466, 1062 nucleotides long. NCBI's taxonomy places the organism in Eukaryota, Metazoa, Nematoda, Chromadorea, Rhabditida, Rhabditidae. The record is from the annotation of a GenBank genome assembly.